Messenger RNA from Cryptotermes secundus, 5110 nucleotides. RefSeq names its product serine/arginine repetitive matrix protein 1 (gene Srrm1). Lineage: Eukaryota; Metazoa; Arthropoda; Insecta; Blattodea; Kalotermitidae. The transcript is spliced from 20 exons. Gene Ontology annotation, molecular function: RNA binding. Gene Ontology annotation, cellular component: spliceosomal complex. The record is from RefSeq and is a predicted model, not a curated record. Gene Ontology annotation, biological process: mRNA processing; regulation of mRNA splicing, via spliceosome. The coding region runs from base 429 to 3419 and encodes 996 amino acids.
UAAAAGCUACGCCAUCUUUGUUAGCAUGGUAGUGAAAUAAAAAUUGGUAAUAUUAAAUCCGCUACAAAAUGACAGAUGCAGGCUUUUUUCGGGUAAUGUUUACUAUCUAUAGUAGAUAAAUAACCGUAAAUUAGUCUAACGUAGAUAUAUGUAAAGUGCGAAUUAUAAUAGAAUUAUUCGAGUUUAGGCCGUUGUCGAAUCUUUCACGGACCCACCGCAGUAUUGAAGCAGACAGGUUUUGCGGUACUAGAGCAGUACAACGACGCGUUGUUCUGGAGUAGGUAACUUGCUAAUAAAGUGGUAUUAGAAGCCCGCUGAAAUUAGUUUGCACAUAACCAGACAUUUUGAAAGUUUAUUUGCGUUUGUUACGUCAAAUUUAAGGCUUUCAGAUUUAAGGAAAGAGGAAGAGUACAACACACGGUCUAACCAUGAUGUAUACUGGGACCUCUGCGGAACAAGACAACCGGUUCAGUGACAAGGAGAAGAAGCUCUUGAAGCAGAUGAAGUUUGGAGAUAGUCUCAGCAGGAAGGUGGACAUGUCAAAAGUGAAACUCGAUGUCAUAAAGCCGUGGAUUGCCCAGAAAAUUACUGAAAUCCUUGGAAUGGAAGAUGAUGUCGUGGUUGAAUUUGUCUACAAUCAACUAGAAGCAGAGAAGUACCCAGAUCCCAAGAAGAUGCAGAUUAACCUGACAGGGUUCCUGAAUGGGAAGAACGCUCGCCUGUUCAUGUCAGACUUGUGGGAGCUGCUGUUGUCAGCACAGGACUCGGUCAGUGGGAUACCAGGGCAGUUCCUUGAACAGAAAAAGGAGGAGAUCAAAAAGAGAAUGGAAGAGCAAGAUAGGAUCCAAGAAGCUCUGAAGAACAAACUAGAGAAGAGCAAGGACAAAGAUGAUAACAAAGACCGUAAAAGGGAUAGAGACAGGAAAAGAAGCCGUUCUCGUGACCGUCAUCGAGACCGUGACAGGGAUCGUGACAAGGACAGGAGGGAUCGUGACAAGGAGAGAGAAAGAGAGCGUGAAAAGGAGAGGGAACGUGAGAAGGAAAAAGAGAGGGAACGUGAAAAGGAGAGGGAAAGAGAAAAGGAACGAGAAAGAGAUAAAGAACGGGAGAAAGAGAAAGAACGUGAAAGAGAACGGGAGAAGGAGCGGGAACGAAGAGACAAGGAGAACAGCCACAGAUCUCCAUCUAAAUCUCCAAGAAGGACAUCUUCACCAUCAGCUAAGACUGAAAGUAAACCGGAAGUGAAGGAUGAACACAACAACAGACGCUCUUCAUCAUCUCCAGAGCCCGAAAACAAAAAGAAACAGGAUGCAUCUACUAAAGUGGAAGCAAUUCGUGCUAUGUCAAGUGUUCAAGCAAAACUCCUGAGCCUAGCAGGAGGACCCAAAAUGAAACCUUCAGACACAGCUAAUGACAGAUCGUCCUCAUCUCGAUCAAGAUCUAGAUCACGCUCACGUUCACGAUCCAGGUCUACAAAAUGUCCAGUAACCAGGAAGCGUUCAUCUAGUCGUGAAGCUAGCAAGUCAUCAUCGCCUUCUAGGGCUCCUAAAAAGUCUCCUGAAAGGGAAAGAAGCCGCAAGAAAAAGAUAGCCUCCAAAUCUCAUACUCCGUCUAGAUCUCGAAGCUCUUCCUCUUCAGCUACAGAAUCCCACAAAAGCAAAGGUGGUAAAUCUUCUCAGUUAGGAACAAAGUCAAAUAAUCGUUCUAAAUCAGGAUCACAUUCCAAAUCCAGAUCUCCUGUCAAAGGAAGAGGUUCAAAAUCGCAUUCAAGGUCACCACCUAAAAGACGCUCAAGAUCACCGGUGAAAAGAUCAGGAUCGCCAAAUAAAUCAGCUGGAAAGGGAGGAAACAACAGAUCUCAGAGUUCAGAGAGUGCAAGCAGUAGAAGUGAAUCCUCAUCAUCUGAACACUCAGAAGAAGGUAAAGGUAAUAAGGAAGAAGAUUUUGAAAUCCACAAGAAGGAAGAUAGUGUACAAAAGAAACGGCAUUAUCGAAAUAACAACAAAGACAAUGACUCCUCAGGCAGUGACUCAGAUGCUGAACACGCAAGGAGGGAGAAAAGAAUUGAAUCAAGUCCUCGGUCACCUCACCGACGCCAUAGAGCAGCCAGCCGGGAUAAGGAGAGAGAAAGAGAAAGAGAUAGAGGAAAAGAAAGAGACAGAGAUGGUGAAAGAAGAGGUGGGAGAUACAGGCACUCACUGGAGCAUGAAAGAGAGAGAGAGCGGGACAGAGAACGAGAGCGCGACAGAGAAAGAGAUCGAGAGAGGCAUAGGUUGUGGGAGAGGGAAAGAAGAAGAAUGCCUCCACCAUCAACAAGGAGACCACCCUCUAGGAGAAGGAGUCCAAGAAGAACUCCAAGGAGAAGUCGCAGCCAUCGUUCAGCUUCUCCAUAUCACUCACGUUCUCCACAUGGUCAGGGAAGUCACAAUUCUUCUGAGAGGCGACCUUCUGCUUCUCAUGAUGAAAGGAGAAGGAAACCUCGUUCUGAGUCUCACAGUGCCUCUCCACCACCUGCCAAACAAAGGUUCUCACACAGUCUGUCAAGAACACCAUCACCAUUCAGGAAAGGAGUAGACAAGGAUCGGGGGAGCAGCAUAGAAAAGAGGUCUAUUAAAAACAAAUCUAGAAGGUCUCCUUCAGAACAUGAUGAGAGGGAUUUGUCAGCCAGUCGGAAAAAGGGUCCACCACAAUUGUCCUCUCCUUCUGAUAAGAACAAGUUGACAUCAAGGGAUCAGCUAUCAGAAUCUCGGCAGGUAGAAAGGAACCAUAAAAAGUCAUUGGCUGCCAUAAAAGAUGGGAGCCGUGAGAAGGCAGUACGAAAAGCUGUGAAACCGGAUCCUGAAGAUUCACCACCUGCCAGAGAAAGGGAUCAUAAAGCCGGAAAGAAGCGUCCAGAGUCAGCAGCAUGGCCAACUGAAAAAGAGAGGAAGCUUGAAGAGAAGAAACGAAAGAUUUCUGAGAGCUCAGAAUCUCCGUCUCCCAAGCGAAGGAAGUCUGGAUCCCAGGACAAGCAGGUGGUAAGAAAAAGCCGAUCAAGGAAGGCGGACACUUCUGAAUCUGAUGAUUCAGAAGAAGAGGAGCGAGUAAAGAUUGUAAAGAAGAAGCGUCGUGCUUCCAGUUCAGAGGAAGAUACAAAAGCCAAGAAGAAAAAGAAGAAGAAACAAAAGGAAUCAUCAAGUGACUCUGAAGUGGACAGUGAUGCUGAAGUUGAAGGCAGGAAGAAAAAGAAAGAUAAGAAACAUAAGAAACACAAGAAACACAAGAAACAUAAGAAACAUAAAAAACGCAAAAUUGAAGAGAGUGAGGACUCUGAAGCAAGUGAAGCAGAAAACACUGAGGAAUUGGAGAGGAGGUUACGGGAGCGGGCUCUCAAGUCAAUGAAACGCAGUGAGAGAGGGGGCAGUGAAAGUAGCAAAUGAUGAUGUCGCACAGCGCAUGGAUGCAGAUUACAAGACAGUGUGUACUCUGACAGUACAGUGAAUUUAUCACAACUGUUCAGAAACAUUCCCCAAAUCUUUCUUAUGUAUCCUCAGAGAUGUUGGCUUUUAUUAAGGAUUUUCUAUUAGAUCAUGAAAAGUACUGCAAAUAAAGCUUUGAUUAAACUAUUGUACGAAACUAGUGGAAAGUGAAUCAGAAGUGAACAGCAUGUAGGAACAUUACCAGAAAAUGAAUUACAUCUUCAUAUUGUUGUCUAGAGAGUGGUACCAAUCUCUUGAAACUGCAUUAGUUUCUGUCGUGUCCAUGUAGUUCGUGCAGCAGUCUCAGCGGCAUCAUUAUUGCAUCAUUGACAUAUGUGUAUGUAGCAUACUUGUUGGGUGCCACAUUACUAUUGCCAUUACAUAUUACACUUCAAAAUGAGAAUUGAAGAUUCAGGUUGCAUUUUGUAGUUGAAUUGCCAUACAUUAACAUAUCCUAGUUUAUGUUUCACAUUGUCCAAAUAUAAAGCUUUAACAUGGAGAUGCCCUUUUGUUUUAUCCACAGAGAUAACUGUAAAGGAAGAUGAAAUCAAGUAUUUGGGAAAUAUAACUUCCUUGUGCCCAUAAGGGUAACAAUACAGAAACAGAUAAAAUCAGGUGUUUGGAAGAAGCCAUUUCUUUUGCCUACAAUGGUGACAGUAAAGGAAUAGAUGAACUCAAGUAUUUGGGACUUCACCUCCAUCGAAGGGUGACAAUAGAGUAACAAAUGAAAGCACAUACUUGGGGCAAAAACUAUGGAAUGUUGAUUUUAUGCUGUAUGAAUACUAUUAUACUUCAAGUCAUUGGUGUAAGUUAUCAUUUACCAAAGUGCAAGACAUACUAGAAUUUUUUUAACGUUUUCCUGAAUAAGGAGAGUUUGUUCUUAAAGGGGCACCAUUGUAGGUUUGUGUGGGCACAUUUAUGGCUCCAUGUUACGAGGUCUAAAACUGUUGACUACCAUCUGAGGAAAACCCUGAUAGGAUGAAAGUGACUGAGAAGGAAUGAAGUUUCACCAAUGUAAAGGCCUACAUACAGUAACAAAUUAAUGAGACCUUUUUUUUAAAUGUGGCGGUGAUAAUAUGAUGAUUGCAAAUCAAUCUCCAAAUGUUAUUUCAGUGUGUCACACCAUCAUCUAUAAAUAUAUAUAGUUUGAAGUCACUUUUCCCCCAUAUUUGGGGAAACUGCAUUUCAGAGUAUUCAGAUUGUUUUUAAAAUAAUUUCAAAACCUUUUGUUACGUUUUUGAAGCGAAAUAAUACCUUCUUUGUGUACAAGGAAAUGCUUCCUUUGGAGAGUCAGUAUACUAGAGUUUUCUUGGAGCAACACUUCAAUGAAAAUCAUUUUGAGUUGUAUGUUCACAAUUUCAGGCUUAUGUGAGCUACAUUGACAAUUUAUUGAGCAUAAUUAUGCCACACUAAAGAAGAAGGCCAUUGUUAGUGUAAUACAAAGUCAAGGUCUGAUUUGGAACUGCAUAACAUAAUUGUUUUACAUCAUUGCUCAUCCUAAGAGAUGGGACAAUAAAAGUGUGCUGAGUAAUGUGGCGAAUUGCAAGUGUGUUAUAUUUAUAUUCUUAACAUUAAUUCAUUCGUUUAUUGUUUGAAUAUUUGCAAAACAGGAGUGAAAUUAUGAAGUAAUUAUAAUAAAGUGUUAUUCCUGA